GAUGUGUAUGGAGGCUGGCUACUGAUGGGUGUGCAGAAAGAAUGGCAAACAAUUUGCGGUUAAUUAAAAUGCCAACGCAUACACACAGAUACACACCCACACCCAGGCGCAUGGGGAACAAUGCAAUGGGCUACAGAAUGUGCAGAAUGCAGCGGUUUCAAGGGAAAAUCCACAAAUUCCAAUAGGGCCAUUGUAAGGCGUGUUUGCGGAAUCGAUUGGGCAAAUCCACUCCAGGUGGUGGAACACGAAACACCCCAAUCCAUCUCUGAUAACCAGGCAGGGCUUCGGGACUUGUUGCCCCUUUGCUUUAUGGACUUCCGCCGUAAAUCUUGUGAAAAUCUCUCACAUAUUUCGACACACUUGUAAUGCAUUAAACCGAAUUUUUAUUGAGCCAAUAAAUAACAGAUUUGGCCCACAGGCUCUCCUGCCACUGUUUCUGGCUUGUUUGCCUUUUGUGGCAGAUAUUUAUGGAUUUAACUCGAGAAGCUAAAAUCCCUCACGUAACUGCUCCUACUGUUGCUGUUGCAGUGCGACCUGCACGUGCCACACAAUGAGCGGAAAGCCGUUAAAGGCCAGACAAUAAAAUGCCACACUUGUUGGCAAUCGUUUGAGUGUCUGCCCCUUCCGCUGCUCCUUCCAGAUGCGAUACGAGCUUGUGCUGACUUAAGCAAAGAAUGAAGGUCCGAGCGGAAACGGAAAUCGAAAAGGACUUGCGUGCCUGCAAAUUAUGAUACUCGAUUGUCUAGACCGUCUCUUAGUACCUUUGGGGCAUGUGGUGGACCAUCGACCAUCAAAUUUGAUUGCCCCCGAAGGCUAAAUAAAAGUGUUUGAAAUGCAAAAAUGUUCUCCUUCUGGGGGGGAACCCGAAUUAUUCAACAUCAAAGUGUGCGAUAACUUUCCGAUCCGAAACAAUGUUUUCUCGCUUAAAUGAGCAAUUUCAUUAAAAACUUUCUCUAAGCCCCAUAUCGUUGGGGGCAGUCUGUUCUUCCUUUCUUCCUCUUGGCCAUGCUGCGUAUACGUUAUUUCUCUGUGCUGCCUCGCACGACAAAGCUUAUGAAUUUAAUAUGUUCAUUGUUGCUGUUUUCUGCUGUCUGGAUUCUGUUUAUGCAUAUAAAAUUUAAUGAGCUACAUUAAUGAGCCCAGAAAGUAGCACUUCCCGGCGAUGUCCUGGGCCAGAAUGAAACAUGUUGGCCAAUUACAAAAACGAGCCCCAAAGAUCCUUCAAUGGACCGAAAACCCGCAAACUCGAUUUAAUGUUGUAUAUGUAACGAGUGAGAGAAUGUCGGGGAAUGCUAAAUGGGGACCACACACGCACUCGCACUCGUACUCGGAUUGCUAUUAUAUUUUCAAUUCUCUAAAGAAAUCCCCCUCACGGCAAACAUUUAUAAGCCUUAAAGCAGCAGCCGGAAAUUGCAGAAAUUCUCACAUGGCCCAAGAACCAACCCACAAGGAAUCUCGGUCCUUUCUCCUUUUCGCAUUUUGUGUCGCCUUUGGCAAAUCCAUUGUGUGCAAUCGUACGAGAUUAGAUACAAUCUUCUAUAAUAGCACGAACAGCAGGAGGAGGGCUUGUGGGAGGCACUUCCAUUUCCCAGUGAUCUCUGGGGCUGCGCAUUUGAUUUGUCCAUCUUCAUCUACAUCAUAUGUCGGUCGAGUCCCAUUUCGUUUGCUUGUGUUUAUUUCUGGUAAUGUCCUCUUUUUUUGGUGGGGAGCCCUGCUGAAUGUGCUCUUCCAGUUUCUGUCCGAUGGGGUGGACAUUCAUAAAGUUGACUGCCCAUAAAUGAGAUUUGCCUCCAUUCAUGCUGUCAGAAUGCAUUUGCAUUUAAACGGAAAUAAAAAAUAUCCUUCUGCCUUAUGUGUUCUUUUGGCCGCUGUUUUUUUGUACUGUUUGUCGGAUUUAAUUGAAAUCAAAUAUGCAAUUAGCAGUUCUGGCCAUAAUUUAGUCCUCCACUGACUUGGCAAUUUUGCUGCGGCAUUAUUUAUGAGGUAAUUAGAGGCGGGCGAUUCCCUUUUCUCUCUUCCGUUUCUUCUCUCCAGCGAAUUUACAAAAUUUUCAACUUAAAAUUGAGUUUUACUUUGUGUUUUAUGUAUUGUGGCCCUAACUCAUUUCUCAUGUCUGCUGCUGGUCGGUGGCGGUCCUUGGCGCGAGGGUGUCUUAAAAGGCAACGCGGCGUAUGUGUUAUAAUUUAGCGAGAAGCUAAUGAAUGCGUGGUGCUCGAGAGAACUUCGGAGCAGACUUUGUGCCAGGGUCCGUGCGGAGUGUUGGGUCGUAAUAAUCAACUUUUCUUUUGUUUUAUGUGCAUGCAUUGCUCUAAUUUACGAGCAUGUCACCUAAACAACAAGAAAGGAACAACAUUAGGCAAAGAACCGGCAGAAGAUUGUCAAAGGACGACCAGCCACAGUGGGAACCAGAAGUAGAGCCCCCACAGGGGUGUGAAGUUCGCCUGCGGACUUAAUAUUUCAUGGCCAGGAAUCGGUGUUGUUUCAAUUAAAAAAUUGGUUGGGUAUUGCUUUUCCAAAGAAAUUAAAUUUACGGAGAACAAUUUGUUGUUCUCUUGAAAUCCAUUUAAUUGUGUCUCAAAUAUCCAUACGUCCUGUUGGCCAUUCGGAAAACUUUUCAUUUCCGGAGAAUUUGGUUAAACGCUGCGGGAAAACUUUUCGGACUAAACUUGCCUGGUUGCUUAGGGCCUUCUGCUUUGUUUCGUCACUCUCUGUACAGCAUCAGAUUAUUUGGAAGGUUUUCCACUCAUGGGUUGGGUGUGUUCCUAUUGCCGCCCUGCUUUAUGCCAUACAUUAAUGUAACGAUGCAUCAUUUAUGCCAUUUAUUAUCAGAGCUAAAAUGUGAGAUUUCCGCUUGCUGAUGCUGACCUGAAGGCACCGCCCUGGCCCACCCAGUACCACCCAAAGCCACACAACCAGGCCACACCCGCUGGCAGGCGCUGGCAGGAAGUUAGCGUUUCUAAUUUCUAAGUAAAACCAUGGGCCCUGACUGGUGAGCCCUUUGACUUGUGGGUGGUCUUUUUAUGGCCACAUGUCUGCUCUGCUGUGGCAUCACGCACCAGAGAGCCUUUUCUUUUCCCCCUUCAAUCUGCUGACGCUUCUGUCUGCCUUUUGAUGGCGAAUCUAAUGAAUUUUUAUGGCACUCGGCCUGACCAUUCCUGUUCGCCAUGAAUAUGGCGAAUCGGACACCUUUAAGUUCGCUCCCGAACUGAUUUCAUGCCCCUUUAUGUGGAAACCAAUUGCCGUGGGGCCACAGCACAGUGUGGGGGUGUGGCAGUAUCAAUGCAAUUAACGUACACUGUGGCAAAAGGCCGCAAGCUCUGGUCAAAAGGGGUCCGGGCAGUCCCUCAACAAUUGCAAGAAUUCAACUUCCUGAACGAUUCAGGGAACAUUGUCCCCGGACAAUGUUAUUCUGAUACACAUCUCGACUCGCCCCCCAGGUGGUUUCAGGGCAGCCACAGAAUGGUGGUGCAGUGAGUGUGAUUGUGAGUGCUGGAACCCUGGAACACAAUGAGUGACCACAAUUACAUGGAGGCGGCAGUCGCCGCCAAUGGCAGCAGCGCAAUCGAUCCGCUGUUAAUGCUGUCCAAUUUGGACGGAAUCGGGGCGAGCGUGGAGCUGCAGUGCCUGGUGCAGGAGCACAUGGAUUCAACGACCUACGGCAAUGCCAGCGACCAUUGCCUCACCCAGUUCGACUCGAUCCUGUGCUGGCCCCGAACGGCGCGCGGCACUCUGGCCGUGCUCCAGUGCAUGGACGAGCUGCAGGGGAUACACUACGACAGCAGCAAGAACGCCACCCGCUUCUGCCAUGCGAAUGGAACGUGGGAGAAGUACACCAACUACGAUGCCUGUGCCCAUCUACCAGCCUCCCACUCGGUGACGGAGUUCGAGGUCAUUGUGGAGCUGCCAACCAUCAUUUACUACAUCGGUUACGCCCUCAGCCUGGUCUCGCUCAGCCUCGCCCUGAUUGUCUUUGCCUACUUCAAGGAGCUGCGUUGCCUGCGCAACACCAUUCACGCCAAUUUGUUCUUCACGUACAUCAUGUCGGCUUUGUUCUGGAUACUGUUGCUAUCGGUGCAGAUCUCCAUUCGAAGCGGACAGGCAAGCUGCAUUGCCCUGGUCACGCUCUUCCACUUCUUCACGCUGACGAACUUCUUCUGGAUGCUGGUGGAGGGCCUCUAUCUGUACAUGCUGGUGGUAAACACCUUCUCCGGCGACAACAUACGCUUCAACAUCUACGCCUCCAUCGGAUGGGGUGGUCCGGCCCUGUUUGUCAUUACCUGGCUGGUGGCCAAGAGCCUGACUGUCAGCUACAACAGCUCCGAGAAGUAUGACAUCAAUUGCCCCUGGAUGGAGGAGACGAAUGUGGAUUGGAUAUUCCAGGGACCCGUCUGUGCAGUGCUGCUCAUCAAUUUAACCUUCCUGCUGCGCAUCAUGUGGGUGCUCAUCACCAAGCUGCGCUCGGCCAAUACCGUGGAGACGCGCCAGUAUAGGAAGGCGGCCAAGGCGCUGCUGGUGCUCAUCCCCCUCUUUGGUAUCACCUACCUGGUGGUGCUGGCCGGGCCGUCGGAGGUCGGCCUCAUGGGUCACAUGUUCGCCGUUCUACGUGCUGUUCUGCUGAGUACACAGGGCUUCUCCGUAUCGCUGUUCUACUGUUUCCUCAACUCGGAGGUGCGCAAUGCCCUGCGACACCACAUAUCCACGUGGCGGGACACGCGUGACAUCCAGCAGAGCCAGAACCGACGGUACACCACGAAAAGUUUCUCCAAAGGCGGCAGCUCGCCGCGGGCUGAGAGCAUGCGGCCUCUGACCAGCUACUACGGACGCGGCAAGCGGGAGUCCUGUGUAAGCUCGGCCACCACCACGACACUGGUGGGGCAGCAUCCCCCCUGCCUCGCCCUGCACCGGGGCUCCAACAACGCCCUGCACACUGGAGGCGGCAAUACCACAUGCUCAGGCAGUACACUCAGUGUUAUGCCCCGUGCAAUCAGUCCUCUGAUGAAGUUGCAGCAAGGGCUCGAGGAGAACUCCGUUUAGAGAAAACUACCCAGAGAAGAUUUUAGCAAGGCAAGUGCAUCUUAAGAGACUGAACUUUCAUUGAAUUCCAUUUCCGAACGGAGAUCUGCGAGUGCGAUGAGGUAGUACUAGAUAUUAGCGUGAAUGGCGAUGAUGGAAGGAAGGAGACCAGGUACCAGGCCCAGCCACAGCCACAGCCACAGCCCCCAAGCCACAGCAGAGCAGCAAAACCAAGUUAAAUGUCGUCUAGGUGAACCACUUACCAACCAAUCCCCCCACCUACACCUACACCUACACCUGAACAACAUAUACAAACAAUACAUGAGGUACAUACAUAGUACUCGUUUAGCCAAUACUAUUUUGUGUGUACAAUAUAUUCAAACUGUAGCUGUUGAUGGAACAAUUUUUUUCUGUACGGAGGAUACAUCCCCCAGCAUCUGAAUAAAUGGUCUAUUUACUUGAGUGUACUUCACAAUGGAUUUCUUUUUAUAUCUUCAAGGGGAUUAGAGCUGAGCUAUUGAAUGUUUUUGAGUCGUUUGAUGUGUGUCUACUGUCACACAAUAUGUAUUCAACAAUUUGUAACAUCCAAUUUUUUAUCCAGCUUCAAAGAUGAGCUAAAACUUAGCAUGUUGCGCGUUGGAGCAUCUGUUGUGGCAAGGAAGUUGAGCAAGUUUAUGGAACACACACAAAUGUUUCCGAGUUCUGAGCACAAACGAACAAGCGGAACCAAGAAUGAAAAGUUUUUCAACAACUAAAUUUACAGGCAACCAAAGAGUCUCAAUUGAGUUCUGAUGGAUGUUGGAACCUCCAGAAUUUCUAGUAAAUUACUCUUUAAAAUAUAUACAGUUUUCUGUCACUUAUCCAAUCACUGCCCACUCAACCAGCAGCACAAUAUUCGAACCAAUUAUAUCCAUAAUUAAAAUAAAUUUGGGGCUCGUAAUUAGAAAACUGCCCAUGGAUUCGGCUAAUUGUUCGCUAAUUAGACCCAACCUUUUGGGCGGAUGUGGGGGCGGUGAAGAGUGAGUGGCUUUAGUCCAGGCUACGAAAAAGGUCAAACUCUCUUCAAGAAACUUUUGCACAAUCUGAGGGAUUCCCCC
Drosophila miranda is the source of this 6110-nucleotide messenger RNA. It is a transcript of the gene Dh44-R1, whose product is annotated as diuretic hormone receptor. Lineage: Eukaryota; Metazoa; Arthropoda; Insecta; Diptera; Drosophilidae. Gene Ontology annotation, cellular component: plasma membrane. Gene Ontology annotation, biological process: adenylate cyclase-modulating G protein-coupled receptor signaling pathway; cell surface receptor signaling pathway. Bases 3508 to 5034 code for a protein of 508 amino acids. The transcript has 11 exons. Gene Ontology annotation, molecular function: G protein-coupled peptide receptor activity; diuretic hormone receptor activity; peptide hormone binding. The record is from RefSeq and is a predicted model, not a curated record.